Messenger RNA from Synchytrium microbalum, 1134 nucleotides. RefSeq lists its product as uncharacterized. The coding region runs from base 1 to 1134 and encodes 377 amino acids. Gene Ontology annotation, cellular component: VCP-NPL4-UFD1 AAA ATPase complex. Lineage: Eukaryota; Fungi; Chytridiomycota; Chytridiomycetes; Synchytriales; Synchytriaceae. Gene Ontology annotation, molecular function: polyubiquitin modification-dependent protein binding. The record is from RefSeq and is a predicted model, not a curated record. The transcript has 10 exons.
AUGUUCAACGAAUUCGAUGACUUUGAAGGCCACCACUUUGUUCCUCGUCCUCGUGGCCACGGAAAUGCUUGGAUGGAAAAUCUACGAGCCUAUUCAGUGGCAAUGAUGGAUCGAACUGAACGGCCAGAAGUCAAUUUCGGUGGAAAGAUCAUUCUACCUCAAUCUGCUUUGGGCCAACUCACCUCAUUACACAUCCAAUACCCCAUGCUCUUCGAACUCUCAUCAGCCCUAACUCCCGAAAAACAUACUCAUGCCGGUGUACUUGAAUUCAUUGCUGAUGAAGGACGGGUAUACCUUCCUGCCUGGAUGAUGGACACACUCCUCAUCACAGAAGGCGACAUGAUCCGUGUGAAAAAUGUAUCCCUCCCACUCGGUUCAUUCGUGAAAAUUCAACCGCAAUCAGUCGCAUUCCUAGAUAUUACCGACCCAAAGGCAGUAUUGGAGAAUGCGUUUAGGAAUUUCUCGGCAUUGACGGAAGGGGAUGUCAUAAGGUUUCAGUACAAUAAGAAGGUGUUUGAUAUUGCUGUUAUGGAGACUAGGCCAAGUGGGAGGGGGAUUUCGAUUAUCGAGACUGAUUUGGAGGUGGACUUUAUGGCUCCAAUAGGCUAUGAAGAACCCAAAUCUAUGAAGAGCAAACUCUCGGCAUCUGUGCUAUCAUCAUCCGUCUCAUCAAUCGACGAACACAAGGUUGAACGUGACCUAGCUAGCUUCAGACCAUUCAAAGGAUCUGGUCAACGAUUGAAUGGGAAACUAGCUGAUUCACCAUCUGCUUAUGGCGCAUCAUACGGAAGCUCACCUGUCGCAUCGCCGUUUGGUCAGAAACCACCUUCUGGAAGUGGAGCUCUACCGAAUCCGUCAACAGCAGCAGCGGCAGCAGGGUCUGGUAGUGGUGUUGGUGUGUCGUCGACAAAUGGAAGAGGACCUAUUCCUGCUGCUUUACAUUUACCAUUUGGGAAGUUGUUCUUUGGAUAUGAGACAAUCAUCAAGACCAAAGCUGAUAAGAAUAACCCAGAUGCAGCGGCAACGAAUACUCCAGAAUCAUUCACUGGUCAAGGUCAAACAUUGCGUGCUUCAAAGAAGGGUAACGCAGGUCCAUCAUCCUCGUCAGGUGCUGGUCCAAGUAGCAGCAAAUGA